GGGAAACGAAGACCCCGGCGCGAGUGACCUUCAUACUUUUGCUUAAUUUAACGUGUUUGUGACCUCGUGUGAUGACCCUUGACCUUCCACGUGACGCCAGGAGAGUGAGGAAGAUGUGGGAGAAGUGGAGAAGGCGCAGAAGGAGGAGAUAGUGGAGGAAAUGGAGGAGAAAUCAACUGAACUUUAGGACAAGAAGUGAAGGAUUUUAACAACAACAACAACAACAACAACAACAAAAAAAAAAGCAAAAAAUAACAUAGGCCUAUAGAUUCUCAAAGCCAGCCAGUCAGUCAACCAGUCAACCAAUCCGUCAGUCAACCAGUCAGUCAAGUCAGUCACUAUUGAUAUAAGUGACUGUCUACGCCCCCCCCCGCCACCCUGUAACCGGCUGCCCUGACGUCACUUCCGGAGGCAUCGUGACGUCACUUCCAGAGGCAUCGUGACGUCACUUCCGGGGGCUUCGUGUGCACCAAUCAAAUACGUACAUAUGUGCACCUCUUCUGGCAACGAGGUGUGUGUACGUGUGUGUGUACGUUAGAUAUUGGGUUGUUUUUCUCUCGUGGGUUGUGUAAGUGUGUGUGUGUCUGUGUGUGUGUACGUAUUUUGAAAGGCCCAUGUGCACCUUUCGAAACGUGUGUGUGCGUAUAAACUGAAGCCGUGUACGCAUUUCCAAGGUUGUGUGUACGUUUCCAGACGUCUGUGUACGUAUUCUGGAGUCUGUGUACGUAUUCUAAGGCCUCUCGUGUACGUUUUCCCAAGUCGUGUACACCUUUUUCUGGGCUGCGUAUGUAUUCCAGAAGUCUGUGUACGUAUUUUGGAGUCUGUGUACGUUUUCCAGAAGCCUGUGUACGUAUUCUGGAGUCUGUGUACGUAUUCUGAAAUCCAUGUACGUAUUCUAAAAUUUACCGUGUACACCUUUUUUCUGGGCUGUGUACGUUUUCUGGAGGUCUGUGUACGUAUUCUGAAAUCUAUGUGCGUGUUCUAAAAUCCAUGUGCGUAUUCUGAAAUCUGCCGUGUACACCUUUCUCUGGGCUGUGUACGUUUUUUCUGGAGCCUGUGUACGUUUUCCAGAAGUCUGUGUACGUAUUCUGAAAUCCAUGUGCGUAUUCUGAAAUCUGCCGUGUACACCUUUUUCAAGCUGUGUACGUUAGUAAGAGUCAUGUACGUAUUCUAAGAGCUCCGUGUACACUUUUUCUAAUCUGUGUGUACGUAAAUCAAAGCCGUGUACGUUUCCUCAAGGUCAUGUACGUAUUUUAAGGCAUCUUGUGUACGUCUUAUCAAGCCGUGUACGUUUCCUCAAGGCUAUGUACGUAUUUUAAGGCCCUCGUAUACACAUUUUCAAGCUGUGUACGUUUUCUUCAAGGCUGUGUGCGUAUUUUAAGGCCUCGCACACAUUUCUAAGCUGUGUACGUAUUCUCAAGGUCAUGUACGUAUAGAAUAGGUCCGUGUACGUCUUUCCAUUCGUGUGCGUACAUACAUGUGUGCGUUUCAAGGUCUGUGUUCUUUUCUGGAUCCCCCGUGUACGAUUUUUUCGGAUCUCAUGUGCAACAAGUUGAUGUGCAUGUACGUGUGUGCGUGUGUGUGUACGUGUCCCAAAUACGCACACAGAGGCAUUAGUACUAGAGGAGCUGUGUGUACCUGUGUGUGUACGUGUGUGUGUAUCUGUGUACGUCAAAACUAAUACGCACACACAUGUAAGAUUCUAUUUUUUUCCAUACAUGUGUACGUUCAUGUGCGUUUUCUGCAGCUGUAAAAAACGUACACACACACAGAAGCUCUAUUUUUCAUGUGCGUGUGUGUACGUGAGUGUGUGCGUAUGUGCGUGCGUGUAUGUGUACGUAGUCCAAGCUUCCGAAAUACACACAUGUAAACCUUCUGUGAUCUUUAAACGUACAUGUGUAAGUGUCGCCGUGUAGGUUUAAGAAGUACACAUAAAAAACGUACAUAAAAAACAUACAUGAUUGUGAUCCGUGUGCGUGUGUGUACGUUUUCUCCUCCCGUGUGUACGUCCAUGUGCGUCUAUUGAUGUGUAUGUCAUAGGAACACACACACACGGGCCUUCCAAACAUACAUACAUACAUACAUACACAUACAUACAUACAUAGAUUAUAUAUUUUUCUCCUCUAUAAAAAACCUCUAUAGCAUAAAUGUGAUAAUAAUAAUAAUAAUAAUAAUAAUAAUAAUAAUAAUAAUAAUAAUAAUAUAUGUAUAAGUGUUGUGAAAAUAUAUCUUGAAACACAAAAAAACAUCUACUACUACUACUACUACUACUACUAUUUCUACUUACAAAUACUUACAAAUACUUACAAAGGUGUUAAAUGGUGUUGUGUAAGUAAAUAUAUACUCGACGUUGUGUCCAUGUACGUGUGUGUGUGCGUAUAAGUGUGUGUGUGCGUGUGUGUGUGUGUACCUCUGUCAAAACCAAUCUGUGAUCAUAUGGUUCGGUCUUAAAGAUAACUCUAUUUUUCUGUGUAUCUUUAAAUUGAGAGAGAGAGAGAAAGUGCGAUAGAGAUAGGCCUCGCUCACCUUCACUCGCUCGCUCACUCACUCACUCACUCUUAGGUACAAAAACGGUGGUGAUUUCUGAGGACUUCCACUUCUUACGGUUUUUCAUCACCACUUUUUCAUCACCACUUUUCAUCACCACUUUUCAUCACCACUUGUUGCUGUUCUCACCUCCAAAUUGUUAAUACUCACUCACUCACUUGUUCAACUCGUCCACUACUACUACUACUACUACUACUACAGUCACCACCACUACCACUACCACUACUAAUACUAAUACUACUGUGCCAAAACUACCAUCGGUGGUGUAUAUAAGUGUCGCGCCAACCACCACCACCACCAACAACUUCAUCACCACCUUCAUCACCAGUGUCCGAAGUGGUGUUGACGGUGGUCGGUGUGGCGUACAACCGCAAUGGAGACUUUACCUUGGUCCUCAUCACCACCGCCAUGGCUGCAGGACACCACCAACCAGACAGACAGCGGUGGUGGUGUUGGCGGUGUUGAACUCAUUGGUGUUGAUGAGGCGGAAGAGGAGGUGCCGGCGGUGGCGGUGUUGAAGGCGCUGUGUAUGGCGUUGAUCAUCGUGUGCGCGGUGUUGGGGAACCUCCUGGUGGUGGUGAGCGUGGUGCGGGUGAGGAGGCUGCGAGUCAUCACCAAUUACUUCGUGGUCUCGCUCGCCAUCGCGGACAUCCUCGUGGCGAUCAUGGUCAUGCCCUUCAACGCCUCCAAGCAGAUCGCGGGGCGGUGGCUCUUCAACCGGACCGUCUGCGAUGUCUGGAACUCCUUCGAUGUCUACGCCUCAACCGCCUCGAUCCUCCAUCUCUGCUGCAUCAGUAUCGACCGCUACUACGCCAUCGUACGGCCGCUCGAGUACCCGAUGGUCAUGACGAAGCGGCGUGUAGCGGUCAUGCUGUCACUGGUCUGGACGGCGCCGCUGCUGAUCUCCUUCCUGCCCAUCUUCCUCGGCUGGUACACGACCGCCGAAGCCGCCGCAGAGGCCGCCGAAGGUCCGCCGACGUGUGACUUCGUGGUGAACAUGGCUUACGCGCUGAUCUCCUCCUCCAUCUCCUUCUGGAUACCCUGCAGCGUGAUGGUCUACAUGUAUUACCGGAUUUACUUGGAGGCAACCCGGCAGGAACGAAUGCUACACCGCCACACGCGUCUAGCAUCGUACGCCGGUGUUGCCACGUCCACCUCGUCCUCCACCACCACCACGACAGCUUCCACGCACCUACCACCAGCGAACGGCGCCGGUGGAGGUACUGGCACUGGGUCACAGGCGGCACUUGGGGAAGGUCUCGGCGGCGGAUCCGGGCGUCGGUUGAUGGUACACCGGCCCUCCAGCGACGGUCAGGAGGCCACCCCGACCAAGGAACGUAACCUAAUCAAGCUGAAACGCGAGCACAAGGCGGCACGCACCCUCGGGAUCAUCAUGGGGGCGUUCAUCCUGUGCUGGCUGCCGUUCUUCAUCUGGUACGUCACCGUGACUCUCUGCGGGGAUGCCUGUCCGAUGCCGCCGGUGGUCGAACCUCUGCUCUUCUGGACAGGCUACUUCAACUCCAUGCUGAACCCGGCUAUCUACGCCUACUUCAACAGGGACUUUCGGGAAGCGUUCAAGAGGACCCUGGAGUGCGUGGGCCGCUGUGGGGUGGAGCGGGACCCCUGGGGAAGCCACGCCGGGGGGGGACCGCCCUACGACUCGGAUCUCUGCCUCCAGCAUAAUGGUCACGUGACUGUUGUGAAGGCUAAGAGUGGGAGUAGGGUCAGCAGGGAGGAGUGCGAGGUGUAGGGGUGAAGGAAGGGGUUGCUACCUCUCACCACGCCCCUUCCCCUCCCCAUUCCCAUUCCUCCCAUUCCCUGGAAGUGGUCCUGUAUGUGGAUAUCUGGGUAACAUUCCUCCCCAUCCUUUCCUUCCUCCUCCUCAGCCUCCAUAUAUUGUCCCACCCUCCUCCUCCUCCUCCUCCUCCUCUUCUUCCGAUGUUCCUUCUACAACGAAUCCAGUACCUCUUCUUCCUCCUCCUCCUCCUCCUCCUCCUCCUCCUCUCUUGGGACAAUAAAAUCGGCUUGCCACUACACUUAUAUUUAAUUAGAAUCCUCCAUUACAUACAUACAUACAUACUCUCUCUCUCUCUCUCUCUCUCUCUCUCUCUCUCUCUCUCUCUCUCUCUCUCUCUCUCUCUCUUUG
This is a messenger RNA of Eriocheir sinensis (Chinese mitten crab), 4693 nucleotides long. Its product is annotated as octopamine receptor beta-2R-like. The record is from RefSeq and is a predicted model, not a curated record. The transcript has 4 exons. Gene Ontology annotation, molecular function: octopamine receptor activity; adrenergic receptor activity. Lineage: Eukaryota; Metazoa; Arthropoda; Malacostraca; Decapoda; Varunidae. Gene Ontology annotation, cellular component: membrane. Bases 2921 to 4297 code for a protein of 458 amino acids. Gene Ontology annotation, biological process: adenylate cyclase-activating adrenergic receptor signaling pathway.